AGCAUAGGCAAAUGCAACCACUGAACCACUGUGAAGUGUGGUAUGAACCACUGCAAUCCCUCAAUUUGUAUCAUUUAUAUGUAUCAACAUUAGUGAUUACGACGUCAUUGUUGGUUUGUGUCAGUUCAACAUUCACAAAUAUUUAAUGAAAACUAUUUUUGAAAGAGUAAUGUAACAGUUAUUUAACUAUGUAAUUAAAACGUAAAUGUACAUACAACGAAAUAUAUUCUAACAUUUAACAAGUGUGUACUUCCAAGGCAACUUGAAAGAGUAAUUUAUUUAAUAUAACUUGUUUGUUACGCUGCAAGUAUAGAAUUGUUAUAUCAUAAAAAUAUGGCAGACCGUUUAACACAGUUGCAAGACACCAUAAACCAACAAGCAGAACAUUUUUGUAACAGUGUAGGUAUUUUGCAACAAUAUUCUACACCUAGUAAAUUUCCUGGAUUUGAUCGUGUGGGAACACCACAACCUCAUCAACCUCAAGAAGAUUAUGCAGCUCUAUUUGCUACUUUAAUAGCAAGAUGUGCAAAAGAUAUUGAUACUUUGAUAGAAAGUUUACCAAGCGAAGAAUCAUCACAAGAAUUGCAGGUUGCAAGUCUCAGUCGUCUUGAACAGGAAAAUCAAGAAGCUGGUGAACAGCUAGAAGAGGUUGUAAAACAAGGAGAAGCUCUUUUACAAAGAAUUCAGGCUGCUCUACAGGAUAUUGCUCAAAGUCAAUUAGAUAUGCAGGAUCCAGCAUCGACAUCUAUAGUAAAUAUUAAUCUUAACACUACUAUGACAUUUAAACAAGAAAAUGUCAAUUCCGUAAAUACAGUGUCCUCGAAUAAUUCACACCAAAUGUCUGAUCCUUCACCAAGUUCUAUGAACCAAUGAUAUAUUUCUAUAUUAAUCUACAUUGUCAAAUAAAUUAUACAGACAUGGAUGUUAUUAAGUAUGUACAUAUUGCAUUGAAGUAUUUAAUUUUCUGAAUAAAUCUUUAAAAACACCAUA
Molecule: messenger RNA, 990 nt
Organism: Megalopta genalis
Lineage: Eukaryota; Metazoa; Arthropoda; Insecta; Hymenoptera; Halictidae
Gene: MED21
Product: mediator complex subunit 21
Biological process (GO): regulation of transcription by RNA polymerase II
Cellular component (GO): mediator complex
Molecular function (GO): transcription coregulator activity
Source: RefSeq, a predicted model, not a curated record